AUGCAAAUCAUGAACAAUUCCAGCUUCGACCCGGAGGCCUUGGUAUCCGGAAAAUCUCCAUUUCUCACCGGUAUCUUCUUGGAUCCCAUUACUGGCCCUUUUGCAAUGAGUCGCCCCGUCGCCACUCUAAGACAGACGGAUAACAAUCAUAUUAUCGAAAUUAAUGACUCAGUUACCGAGGAUAUCUACUCUCAGAACGAAUUGGAUGCACGCUAUGCUCAGCUUGGUUGGCCAUCUCUGAGCAGACUACCAAGUAAACCUGGCGAUAUUUCAUCUUUCGGAGACCAGCCUACUAUCGGAGCGGAGAUUUGGGCUUCGAGACGGUUUAUGGUACAAAGAGUUUCUGUAAAUGUUGCACCGGAGGAUCUUCGCCCAGUAGAACCCUUUGUCGAAGCCAUCGAAGAGGCGCUUGGACAAGAAACCCGUGUGCUACAACUCAAGGCUCUUCAAAAGGUUUUCGCCGUAUGGGGCGAAGUAAUUCCACUGAAUAUGGUGGCUGGAGCUUCCUUGGCUGUAACUGGUACGCUCAGUGCUGGCACGCAGCUACCAGAUGGAGCUCCUCCGAAUUCGCCUCCAGGAGACCGUCCGUAUAACCUCUCGGAUAUCAUAGAUCGACACCUGAGCACAUCAAGAACCUUUGUAAGGAAACUCGAGUCGCGUGUUCAGGGCGGAUUUUCGGAAGCGCUGUUGAAUGAAGGGUAUGAAGGUUGGCUCAAAAGUGUCGCCGAAAACCCUGCAACCUGGACAGUGGUCAAGGUUCAUCGUGUCGUACCGAUCACAGAUAUCCUAGGUGAUAAACUUCGAAGAAGCGUGGAGCAGGUCUUCGGGAGUUCACUCGUUUACCGGUCUCCUGGCGUGGGCGCGCCUCAUGGAAGUGGCUUUGAGUGCGAUACAAAAGUUCUACGGGCUAUCGAAAGGAUUAAAGUUUGGUAUUCUGACUCGAGGAUUCGGGACAUCUCCAUUAAAUACGUUGGAGGCGCUGUCUCUGGGCCGUAUUCUUUCGGAAGCCUCAACCCACAGUCACAAUCAGACGACUUUAUCCUGGGCUCAGGAGAAUAUAUCACUGAUGUUUUUGUAUGGUAUCACGUCGACGGCUGGAUUGCGGGGCUCCAGUUCUUUAAGACUAGUCUCGAAUGCUCCCCAAUUUAUGGAAUAAAAGACCGAGAGCUGAUCACCACUCACCCCCCUGUUCUCCUGAGUGGCAAUGGGAACGCACUUUUAGGAUUCUCUGGUACAUUCUAUUCGGACUCCAUAUGCCAGGUCAAAGCCGUAUGGAGGAGAGACAUCACUGUUGGAAGAUACCGCCAUACCCAGACAUCGUUUACAGGCGCAUUGCACGGGUUUGUAUUCAACGACUUGCAACACUUGGCCGAUCCCGCCACAUCACGUAUUGCUGAGAUUACUGCGCGAACAGAAAAUAGCCUUGCCAACCUAAGUACUACAUAUGUUUCCAUCAGUGGAGGAGCCAUCGUCCGUUCGGAAACACCAGCCCGUGGAACGGAUCGUGGGCCUUUACAAACGAUGAUCUUGGAGGAUGACGAAUACAUUAUCGGAUUCACUUACAUAUUCAAUGCAGAAGAACACCCGCCGUUUGGUACUGAUAAAGGAGACGUCACGUUUGAUUUCAAAGCCCCCAAGAACAUUGAUGGGAAAGACAUGGUCCUUCAUUAUAUGGCCGGAAAAGCGAUCAUCAGCGAGAUUUAA
Rhizoctonia solani is the source of this 1704-nucleotide messenger RNA. RefSeq lists its product as uncharacterized. The record is from RefSeq and is a predicted model, not a curated record. Lineage: Eukaryota; Fungi; Basidiomycota; Agaricomycetes; Cantharellales; Ceratobasidiaceae. Bases 1 to 1704 code for a protein of 567 amino acids. The transcript is spliced from 12 exons.